AUGGUCGAAUCCUUCAUCAAUUCAUCAAUUCACAGUAGGAAGAUGUCUUCUUCUUCUUCUUGCAUAAAUAUUGUACUUGUAACAGUAGCGUUGCUCACUGUGUCCGGGUCUCAUGCUGAUCGGUUGAGCUCCUCCUUCUACGAUGAGUCAUGCCCGGGCUUGACCGACCUCGUCCUCACCGCCGUCGCGCAGGCUCAGCUGUCGGAUCCCCGGAUGCCGGCGAGCAUCGUCAGGCUCCACUUCCACGACUGCUUUGUGGAUGGUUGCGACGGGUCGGUGCUGCUGGACGACAGCGAGAUGAUCGUGAGUGAGAAGGGUGCGACUCCAAACAAGAACUCGGCCCGGGGGUUCGAUGUGAUCGACGACAUAAAGAGCCAAGUGGAGAGUGUGUGUCCUGGAGUCGUCUCGUGCGCCGACAUCCUGGCUUUGGCAGCUGAAGCUUCUGUCUUCUUAUCUGGAGGUCCAUCAUGGGACGUUCCGCUUGGAAGGAGAGAUGGCACCACUGCUAAUAAGGAUGGAGCAAACAAGAAUCUUCCUACCCCCCUCGACACACUCGAUGUCCUUCAAUCCAAGUUCUCGGCGGUCGGUCUCGAUGACAUUGAUCUCGUCGCUUUAUCAGGAGCUCAUACAUUUGGGCGAGCACAAUGCAAAACCUUCAGCAGUCGGCUCUACAACUACAGCGGCACGUUGAGCCCUGACCCGAGCUUGGAUCCCUCCUACUUAGCGUUACUAGAAGAGAAUUGUCCUCAAGGAGAGAUCGGGACGACACUCAACAAUCUUGAUCCCACCACGCCUGAUGCCUUCGAUAACAACUACUACUACAACCUUCAGAAUGGCCAAGGUCUCCUCCAGACCGAUCAGGAACUCUACGCUGAUACCAGCUCUCCUUUAGCAUCGAUCAUCGAUCGGUAUGCAAGUGACGAUGGCAGCCUAUUCUUCGAACACUUUGCGGUGUCCAUGAUCAACAUGGGGAGCAUUAGCCCACUGACCGGAAGUGAUGGGGAGGUGAGGUUCGAUUGUAGGAAGAUCAAUGCAGGCUAGAUAGAUCAGAGACUAGUUUAAAUAUAAAGAUUUAUAAGUUUAUUUGGUGAUUUCUGAUUAAUUUGUGUGUGCGGAUGUGUAUAAAUAUUGGAUUUUUCAGGUUAAUGGACGUACUGAUAUUUUUGUU
Molecule: messenger RNA, 1168 nt
Organism: Zingiber officinale
Lineage: Eukaryota; Viridiplantae; Streptophyta; Magnoliopsida; Zingiberales; Zingiberaceae
Product: peroxidase A2-like
Exons: 5
Coding region: 1-1041 (346 amino acids)
Biological process (GO): hydrogen peroxide catabolic process; response to oxidative stress
Molecular function (GO): peroxidase activity; heme binding
Source: RefSeq, a predicted model, not a curated record